AUACAUCCUUCUCUUUAUCUAAACGCCAACUCUUUUUACUUUCCAGUCCAGUUACCUCGCCAGAUCCAAACAACAGUCUUGGAGGACCAAAGGCAGUCUCAAUGACUAUUUCAUGAUUCCAUAUCAGUUCCCUUUCUACACGGCAUUUGUUGAGGGUUGGGGCCUUUACUCGGAGUUCCUUGGAGAAGAGAUGGGGAUUUACAAAACAGAUUAUGACCGGAUCGGUCGUUAUGCGUUUGAGCUUUUGCGAGCUUAUCGUCUGGUCAUUGAUACAGGAAUCCAUGCAAAACAAAUGACUCGACAGCAUGGAAUCGAUCUCCUGACCAACUUCACAGGCCUCAGUGAGAAGCAAGCAUCAAUUGAGAUUGACCGCUACAUUACCAUCCCGGGUCAGGCCUGUGCUUAUAAAUUCGGAGAAUUGAAGAUUCGAGAACUGCGAAGUAAAGCUGAGAAAGCCUUAGGUGAUAAAUUUGACUUGAAGGACUUCCACGCCGCUGUCCUGGAGAACGGACGUGUCCCUCUGGAUAUUCUGGAGCAAAUAGUGGAUAACAUGAUAGAAAGUAAAAAGGCACAGAAGAACCAUGCCAGCACACUUAGUCAGAUUCCGUCCUUGUUGUUUUUAGUCAGUUCACGUCUAUUAUACAGUUAUUGUUAUUGAUGUUCUUAGUUGUUUAUUUGUCUAUGAAAUAAUAAAAAAAAAAUUCUCUUUAAACUGAG
This is a messenger RNA of Octopus sinensis (East Asian common octopus), 717 nucleotides long. RefSeq lists its product as uncharacterized. NCBI's taxonomy places the organism in Eukaryota, Metazoa, Mollusca, Cephalopoda, Octopoda, Octopodidae. The record is from RefSeq and is a predicted model, not a curated record. Bases 113 to 658 code for a protein of 181 amino acids. The transcript has 5 exons.